Messenger RNA from Carlito syrichta (Philippine tarsier), 2215 nucleotides. RefSeq names its product glycerate kinase (gene GLYCTK). Gene Ontology annotation, biological process: protein phosphorylation. Bases 270 to 1841 code for a protein of 523 amino acids. The record is from RefSeq and is a predicted model, not a curated record. NCBI's taxonomy places the organism in Eukaryota, Metazoa, Chordata, Mammalia, Primates, Tarsiidae. The transcript is spliced from 4 exons. Gene Ontology annotation, molecular function: glycerate kinase activity. Gene Ontology annotation, cellular component: cytoplasm.
GCGUGUGGUUUACAGAAGAGGAGGACAUGGCGGGGGAACAGGGCUGGUCUCCAAGGACUGGAGUGAGAAUAGGCAGCUGUGGGCUUCGGGAAAUUUCUCUGGGUUGUCAGAUGACUCAUUCUUGCUGCAGCAGCUAUGGGCUCCACUGGCCCUGAGCCCUCAGGGGUGACUGUAGGGGUCCUCCUAUCUCUUGCCUUGCAAGGGCCUUACUUGUGCUUUUUUCCCCCUAGGCAGCCAUGGGUGCCAGGCAGUGCUGAGAGCAGUGGGGCAUGGCUUCAACCUUGCAGGUCUUGCCCCGCGUGGCCCGAGCCCCCUUGCGUCCACUACUCUGGGGGGGCCUAGCGGCCCGGAUGGCCAGCGGCAUGGCCUUGGCAGAGCAGGCACGGCAGCUGUUUGAGAGUGCCGUGGGUGCUGUGUUGCCGGGCCCUAUGCUGCAUCGGGCUCUGUCCUUGGACCCUGGUGGCACACAGCUGAACGUGCGGGACCGGAGCUUUCAACUGCGGCAAAACCUCUACAUUGUGGGGUUCGGCAAGGCUGUGUUGGGCAUGGCAGCUGCAGCUGAGGAUCUACUGGGCCAUCAUCUCGUGCAGGGUGUGAUCAGCGUUCCCAAGGGCAUCCGUGCUGCCAUGGAGCACGCCGGCAAGCAGGAUAUGCUGCUGAAGCCACACAGCCGGGUCCAGGUAUUCGAGGGUGCAGAAGACAACCUGCCGGACCGCGAUGCACUGCGGGCUGCUCUGGCUAUCCGGCAGUUGGCCGAGGGACUCACGGCCGAUGACCUGCUGCUCGUGCUCAUCUCAGGUGGAGGCUCAGCCCUGCUGCCUGCCCCCAUCCCACCUGUCACACUGGAGGAGAAGCAGACACUCACCAAGCUGCUGGCAGCCCGUGGAGCCACCAUCCAGGAGCUGAACACCAUUAGGAAGGCCCUGUCCCAGCUUAAGGGAGGGGGGCUGGCUCAGGCUGCCUAUCCUGCCCAGGUGGUGAGCCUUAUCCUGUCAGAUGUGGUGGGCGACCCUGUAGAGGUGAUUGCCAGUGGCCCCACUGUGGCCAGUGCCCACAAUGUGCAAGAUUGCUUGCAUAUCCUCAAUCGCUACGGCCUUCGUGCUGCUCUGCCACGUUCUGUGAAGACUGUGCUGGCUCGGGCUGACUCUGAUCCCCAUGGGCCACAUACCUGUGGCCAUGUCCUCAAUGUGAUCAUUGGCUCCAACGUUCUGGCACUGGCUGAGGCCCAGCGGCAGGCUGAGGCACUGGGCUACCGGGCCAUGGUGCUGAGUGCAGCCAUGCAGGGUGAUGUGAAGAGUGUGGCUCAGUUCUACGGGUUGCUGGCCCAUGCAGCAGGAACCCGCCUCACCCCAUCCACAGCUGGGGCUUCUGUGCAGGAGGAUGCAAAACUCCAUGAACUGGCUGCUGAGCUUCAGAUCCCAGACCUACAGCUGGAGGCGGCUCUGGAGGUUGUGGUAGGGGCUAUGGGCCCAGUCUGCCUGCUGGCUGGUGGUGAGCCCACAGUGCAGCUGCAGGGCUCAGGCAAGGGUGGUCGGAACCAGGAACUGGCCCUGCGUGUUGGAGCAGAGUUGGGAAGGUGGCCACUGGGGCCUAUUGAUGUGCUGUUUUUGAGUGGUGGCACCGAUGGGCGGGAUGGGCCCACAGAGGCUGCUGGGGCCUGGGUCAUGCCUGACCUUGCCAGCCAGGCUGCCGCUGAGGGCCUGGACAUGGCCACAUUCUUAGCCCAGAAUGACUCACAUGCCUUCUUCUGCCACUUCCAGGGUGGGACACACCUGCUGCACACAGGGAUGACAGGUACCAAUGUCAUGGAUACCCACUUCUUGUUCCUGCGGCCUCGGUGAUGGCAUACGUCACUUUCUGGGAGUCCAAAGGAGGCCUGCAAGGGCAGGAUCCUAUGGCAGGCCAGGGUUGGUCCUCAGGGUUUCACUAGGCCUUAGGACACCUCUCUCCUUGGCCCUGGCUGCUUGGUUGGCCCUCACACCUUCCAUUCAGGGCCUCUCAGCUACAUGUCCAUUCCCCCUAACCAGAAUGGCAGGAGGGGGCUCACCUCCACCCCUACUUUCUGCUAUGGCAGCAGGUACCCCUGAGGACUGGGACAAACCCAUUGGCUAGUUUGCUGUUACCAUUCUUCUCCCCUGGACAGUCCCUCUGUUGAGCCCCUUAGCCUGUGUAUUCUGUGGAGUGAAGCAAGAAUGACUAAAAAUAAAAAGGACCA